GUCCCCGCAAGCACGCGCUCUCUCUCUCUCUCGUCGCUGGCUUUCUCUCGCGGCCGAGUAGACGUUAGGACCGCGCAGACUCGACUCAUAAGUGCGACUAGGCAGCUGGGUGUCUUCUGGGCUUGGGUAUUCAGCGCUCGCUCUACAACCGGAGUGAACGGGUCCCCUCUUUUCUCGUCAGCCUAACGGAUUUAAUCGGCUUCAGACGCCGCGUUUGUUUCUUGUCCGCGACCCUGUGCCCAGUGGUUUCGGUUGGGGAGGCUGCCGAGACCGAGCGUUCCCGAACCAUGGUGCACAACUAGUUAGUUUGGAGCUUUCUUUGUCGGACGGAGACUCCGCGACUCACUUUCUUUUUUCUGUAGAGGCGAGCUCGUAGUUUUCUAUUUUUUUAGUAAGGGGUCUGCGUCUUCUGUUUGUAACAAACGGCCAUCCCCGUGAACGGUGCCCCUACCUCCGCCUGAAAACGACUCUUGCCCCUGGCUGGAUUACAACCCCUUCCCCGUCCGUGCACAAUGAAUUCGGAUAUAAACAUGUACCUUGGCCGGGAGAAAGCGGGUCUGAUGCGCAAAAGAGCCCUGCUACUGAGGAAAGGCUGCAGCUUCGAAAUAACAAGCUCUGCGUCAGAGGACCUUGGCUGCAGGAGAGGGGAGUUCAGCCGGAAACACUACGGAUCUGUGGAGCUGCUGAUCUCCAGUGAUGCAGAUGGAGCCAUUCAGAGAGCAGGACGCUUCCGGGUGGAGAACGGCUCAUCUGAUGAAGCUACGGACUACACCCCAGGAACCUGGAGAAGGACCGACGUCCAUCUGGAGAAUCCGGAAUACCACACCAGAUGGUUCUUCAAGUACUUCCUGGGAAAAGUUCACCAGAACUACGUGGGGAUGGACGCGGAGAAGAACCCCUUCUUCCUGUCCGUGGUUCUUUCAGACCAGAACAACCAGCGGGUUCCGCAAUACCGGGCCAUCCUCUGGCGCAAGACGGGUACUGUGAAGAUAAGUCUACCUUACAGUCCCACCAAAACACUAUCAGUCAAAUCCAUCUUAAGUGCCAUGAAUCUGGAUCGAUUUGAAAAAGGCCCCAGAGAGAUCCUCAACCCGGACAUACAGAAGGACCUGUUGGUGUUGGAAGAGCAAGAGGGGUCAGUGAAUUUCAAAUUCGGCGUUCUCUUUGCCAAAGAUGGCCAGCUGACGGAUGAUGAGAUGUUCAGCAAUGAGAUGGGUAGCGAGAGCUUCGAGAAGUUCCUCAACCUCCUGGGAGACACCAUCUGCCUGCAGGGCUGGGCUGGGUACAGGGGAGGCCUAGACACCAAGAAUGACACUACAGGCAUGAACUCCAUCUACACGGUGUACCAGGGACACGAGCUCAUGUUCCAUGUCUCCACCAUGCUCCCAUACUCCAAGGAGAACAAGCAGCAGGUGGAGCGGAAAAGACACAUCGGGAACGACAUCGUCACCAUAGUAUUCCAGGAGGGAGAUGAUGCCACUCCAUCAUUCAAGCCCUCCAUGAUCCGAUCCCAUUUCACACAUAUAUUUGCCUUAGUCCGAUAUAAUAGCCAGAAUGACAGCUACAGGUUGAAGAUUUUCUCGGAGGAGAGUGUGCCCCUGUUUGGACCCCCCCUCCCCUCGCCACCAGUGUUUACAGACCACCAGGAAUUCAGGGACUUUUUGUUAGUCAAACUGAUAAAUGGAGAGAAAGCCACAUUGGAGACGCCCACCUUUGCCCAGAAGCGUCAGCGUACUCUAGACAUGCUCAUACGCUCCCUCUACCAGGACCUCAUGCCAGACCUGCACAAGAACAUGCUGAAUCGCCGCUCCUUCAGUGACGUUCUGCCCGAGUCGCCCAAAUCAGCACGCAAGAAAGAAGAGGCCAGACAGGCCGAGUUCGUACGGGUGGGCCAGGCCCUGAAGCUGAAGACUAUCGUACGUGGAGACGCUCCAACCAGCCUUGUUACUACAGGACUCUGCAGGAAAGAGCCAUGGGAGUCGCAGUCCUACUGCAGUAGUUUCCCCUAUGAGAUCGUCUGUGGAGACUCGUGGGGUCAAUCAUUAAUGGUUGCCACUGACAACGCUGGGGUCAUGUUACUGGAAGCUCCGGAUCCACUGUUCUCCAAUAGCGAUUCACCAGUGCUGCCCCCGGUCCAUGUGUUUGACAAGAGCAUGACCGUCAAACAAAUCCACGUGCUGGAGCCCCAGGACCUCCUCAUCAUACGGGCCGACAAAGGGAAGGAUGCGCGUCUGUACGUGUUCAGACUGAGCGUGCUCAGACGAGGCCUUGAGGAGAGACAGCUGGUCCGAGGGAAGUGUGACUGCCGAGAGAACAAGCUGGAGAAAACCAAAGGCUGUCAUCUCUACUCCAUCAACACGCACCAUGGAGCGGAGCUGCGCAUUAUCGCUGCCAUUCGGAACAAGCUGCUGCUCAUCACCCGCAAGCAGGCCAGGCUUGGACCGGACGUCCUGGCCGCCUUUGCCCCAGCUGGGCACACACACGCCGCAGAGUCACCCGUGGAGGAGUUCCAGUACAUCAGGGAGAUCUGCCUGUGUGACUCUCCUGUUGUCAUGGCAUUGGUUGAUGGGCCGACAGGAGAAAAUGACAACAUGAUCUGUGUUGGGUACAAACAUCAGUUUGACCUGAUCAAUGAAAGCACAGGAGAUGCCUACCGACUCCACCACAUAGAGUCUAACCGAGUGAACUUUGUGGCAGCCAUAGAUGUGUAUGAGGAUGGGGAGGCUGGACUCCUGCUGUGUUAUAACAAUAUCUGCUCCUAUAAGAAGGUGUGUCCAUUCAACGGGGCCACGCCCAUGAUCCAACCGAGCGCUUCAGACUUUCAUUUCAGCUGGAACCAGAUGCCCAACGCCAUAGUGUGUGCGUUCCCCUACAUCCUGGCCUUCACUAUCGACUCCAUCGAGAUCCGUCUGGUCGUCAACGGCAACCUGGUGUACACGGCAGUGGUCCCGGAGCUCCAGCUGACCGCAUCCAGGUCGGAUAUCUACUUUGUGUCAUCGGCGCCCGUGACGUCGGCCUCCAACUGCAGCUCCAGAGACACCAGCUCUCAGAGCUCCCCCCAGACCCCCACCGGAUACGAGAUGCCCGUCUUCCCCUCGCCCCUCGGAGAUGGUGAAGCCCAGUCCAAACACAUCUAUAAGAUCCCUUUGAGUAACUUGGUUGGGCGGAGCAUUGAAAGGCCCCUCAAGUCCCCAUUGGUCAAUAAGGUGGUGACAGCGCCAGGCCCCAGUGUGAUAAACCCCGUCCCCCUCAUCCCUUCCACACCCUCUCUGUCUCUGUCCCGCAUGGAGAUCAAAGAGAUCGCCAGUCGCACCCGUAAGGAGCUGCUGGGUUUAACAGAGGAGCCCAGCAGUAAGUCUGAGAGCAGCUCGGUGAAGCAGAGGAAGAUGAGCAAGAAACCCACUGAGGAAGAGCAGAAGAGAACAAGCAGCACUGCUGUUGAGCGGGCGGAGCUUGUGGACGGCGAAUCAGAUGUCCAGCUCCACUGCGCCAGCAGCUCCGACGCGGGUCCAGCAGAGGCCAGUCCUCCCCUCACACACCCCUUCGUCCUCUCCACGUCCUUCGAGGAGGACGUCCUCGACCUGAAGUGAUGACAAUCCCACAAUGCCCCUCUCCCACCCAGCCACCCCUUCACCGCACCCUUUCCGUUGUGUUGACGUUGUUUUUGUUUGUUUGUUUAUUUGAUGUUACACUCAAGUUUGGUUCUUCGCCACUGUGGGAGCCACUAGGGUUCAGAUCCAGGGGUGCGGGGGCUGGGGAAGAUGUCAAAAUGGCAGAAUCAGUUGGGUGGCAGGUGUGUGUGUGUGUGUUUGUGUCUGUGUCUGUGUCUGUGUGUGUGUGUGUGUGUGUGUGUGUGUGUGUGUGUGU
Alosa sapidissima (American shad) is the source of this 3867-nucleotide messenger RNA. It is a transcript of the gene garnl3, whose product is annotated as GTPase activating Rap/RanGAP domain like 3. Gene Ontology annotation, molecular function: GTPase activator activity. The record is from RefSeq and is a predicted model, not a curated record. Gene Ontology annotation, biological process: regulation of small GTPase mediated signal transduction; activation of GTPase activity. Lineage: Eukaryota; Metazoa; Chordata; Actinopteri; Clupeiformes; Clupeidae. Gene Ontology annotation, cellular component: cytoplasm.